GUAUCUCAUACAGUAGUAUCGUUCAACGUUAAAGAAAGAUAAGAAAGUCCAUGAAAGUCCUAAAGUCAUCUAAAGUCCCGAAACAUCUUAAACACAUUGUAAUACAAUGAGCAUGCGGGUCUGUCAGUGCUUUCCCGCUUGCUAGUGGCAAUAGUCUCAAUAGUCUUUCAGAAGGCACAUCGAAAUAUGGAUGCUUUUGAUCUAAUUUGCACUGUAUGACUUCUUUGCAGCUUCUGAGUCUGUGUGGUUUCAUAUCCUACGUUUCAUCAUUCUCCAACGUUGCCUCGCAGAUUGGAGCAUGGUUUUGCUUAGGUGGUUUUGCAACACAAAGGUCCGCAGUCACCAGUGGAGCAGGCCGCGAAGGCCCGCACCGCACCUGAUCUCAGUGCUUAUAAUUCCAGUGGUACCUGUGUUCCAGGGGCUUGUUGUCCAACACUUCUGGUGGAUUUGUUCAUAUUUGUGCAUUGAAAUCAUUGAACACCGCGGAACAAAUGUUGCCCUCAGAACAUGACUCCGCUCAGCUUCACAAAUUCCUCAUAAUUUGGCUUUCGGCUCAGCGUCUCGUGUCGCAUCGUCGAUCCAAUCGAUCCAGUCGCGUCUUUGAUUUGCGAGUCAUCGACUUCUCUUCCGCCAUGUCGCAGGAACAUACUGAGUACGUUCAGAGCAAGGUCAAUCCCAUCCUCGAGAAUCUUGUGACAGAGGUUCUCUUGGAACGUCCUGACAACCCAGUGCCAUUUAUGGUGCGCUGGCUGGCAGAGCGAUCCAAGGCUGGAAAGGAAUCCCUCUACUCCUUGGGUGUGGGCGAGGCUGAGAAGCUCCGCAAUGAGAUUCGUCAAUUGCAGGAUGACAUCAAAACGCUUUCCGACAAGGUGGGGGAAGCCAAGACCAAGGGUGCUGAGAAGACAGAGAAGCCCGAGGCAACGGCUGGUGAAGGAGGUAAGGCUGAGGAGCAGCCCAAGGAGGACGCACCAAAGGAAGAGGCUGGUGGUGGAGGCGACGAAGAAGAAGCUGAGGAAGGUGGCAAGCAGGAAAAGGAAGAGAAGGAAGACGAGGAGGAGGAAGAAUCAGACUUUGGAGAUGAUGAGGAAGAUCAAGACGAUGAUUGGAAGCCUCCAGCAGCCUACAUGAAGAAGGGACAGCGAGGCUCAGUGUCAGCGGAGGCCUAUGGCGCCUUCAACCAGAAGCAGGCAUUCGAACCACCCGUCUACGAGAAGAGUGCGGACCAAGAAGCACGUAUCAACGAUGUGUUGUCGAAGAGCUUCUUGUUCAACGCUUUGAGCAAGGAUGACCUCAAGGUGAUUUUGGGUGCCUUUCUGGAGAAGAAGAUCCCUGCUGGGGAACGCAUCAUCCAAGAAGGGGAUGAUGGCGAUGUCAUGUUCCUCAUUGAGUCCGGUGCAUUUGAUUGCAUCAAGAAGAUCGACGGUUCAGACAAAGUGGUGAAGAAGUGUGGCCAAGGUGACGUCUUUGGAGAGCUGGCAUUGCUCUACAAUUGCCCACGGGCUGCUUCUGUGGAGGUCACAGAAGAUUCCGUUGUUUGGCAGUUGGAUCGCGAGACCUUUAGCCAUAUCGUCAGAGAUGCCAGUGCCAAGCGUCGUGAAGCCUUCCAGGAUUUCUUGAAGACGGUGCCGCUCUUCAAACCUCUGGAGAGCUAUGACCUGAUGCAGUUGGCCGAUUGCUUGCAGCAGGAGACUCUGGAAGCUGGACAGAAGAUCUUGAAGCAAGGUGAUCCGGGAGAUACCUUCUAUCUCGUGGAAGAGGGAGAACUUGUGGCUACCAAGAAGCGUGAGAGUGGCCAGGAAGAGGAGGUGCUUUCAUACAAGCGCGGGGACUACUUCGGUGAACUCGCACUCUUGAAGAACGAGCCACGCGCCGCAUCCGUGGAAGCAAAGACGGAGGCAAGGGUUUGCAAGAUCGACCGCAAGUCCUUCAAGAACAUCCUCGGACAGUUGGAGGCGCAGUUCAAGGAGGCUGCAUUGAAAUACAAGCCUUGAGGCCCAGACAAGAACACCUGAGUCGGCUUUGAGUCGGCCGUGUAGCGCUGUUCCCUGAAUUCCUAUGACACCGUGCCUUGCAAUCCCUUGAAGGUGUCCGACGGAUGGAGUGAAAUGCCACUCCAAACAUUGCAACUGACGUGUGGAAUGCGAUGGACAAAUGAACAGCCCCUCUUCUAGAGGUCCGGUGAACGCAUUUAAGAGACACAAGGCGGG
This is a messenger RNA of Cladocopium goreaui, 2207 nucleotides long. Lineage: Eukaryota; Dinophyceae; Suessiales; Symbiodiniaceae. The record is from the annotation of a GenBank genome assembly.